Balaenoptera acutorostrata (minke whale) is the source of this 1258-nucleotide messenger RNA. It is a transcript of the gene SFT2D1, whose product is annotated as SFT2 domain containing 1. The record is from RefSeq and is a predicted model, not a curated record. Gene Ontology annotation, biological process: vesicle-mediated transport. Lineage: Eukaryota; Metazoa; Chordata; Mammalia; Artiodactyla; Balaenopteridae. The transcript has 9 exons. The coding region runs from base 261 to 857 and encodes 198 amino acids. Gene Ontology annotation, cellular component: membrane.
UGGGGGUGCAGGGAGGUGAAAGGGCCGGACCAGCCGCUGUCCUUGCCUGCAGCUCCUCUCGGGGGCUGUGGGCCCGGCAGCUCCCCCCGCGCCUUUUAACCUUUUAACCACGAGCCAGGCCCUCACCGGCAUUUAGCACCCAGGAGCACCCAGGAGCUAUUUGUUGAGUGAAUCAGUGAACGACUGAGCCAAGGCUGGAGGGUGAAGUCAGGCUUUUUGUCUGUUUGAGGUGGAAGAGGCUUACGCGUGUUCACAGGUUGAUGGAAGGGGGUCUCCGCAAGAACGCGGUUCACGUCGUACACGGGGAGAAAAGCCAGCCGUGUCGGUUCCCUGGGACGUCAGAGCGCUUGGCCUCUAAAGCAGGGCGGACACGUUGGCCUUUGCCCCUGUGCGGUGGUCCGGGGCCAGGAAGGGAGGGAUUCACAGAUCAAUCUAUUGAGGUCCUGGACGCCUCGUCCCUCAGUUUCAACACCAGGCUGAAGUGGUUUGCCAUAUGCUUCGUCAGCGGCGUCUUCUUCUCUAUUCUUGGAACUGGGUUGCUGUGGCUUCCAGGUGGCAUAAAGCUUUUUGCAGUGUUUUAUACCCUUGGAAAUAUUGCUGCCUUAGCCAGUACGUGCUUUUUAAUGGGACCCGUGAAACAACUGAAGAAAAUGUUUGAAACAACGAGAUUGCUUGCAACGAUUGUUAUGCUUCUGUGUUUCAUACUUACCCUGUGCGCUGCUCUUUGGUGGCAUAAGAAGGGGCUGGCCUUAUUAUUCUGCAUAUUGCAGUUCUUGUCAAUGACCUGGUAUAGUCUGUCAUACAUCCCGUAUGCAAGGGAUGCGGUAAUUAAAUGCUGUUCUUCUUUCCUGAGUUAAAAAUCAGAAACUCUUUGAAAAGACCAUUUGAAAGCUGAUGUUCUGUUUUUGGUGAAGUAUACUUUUCCUGAUACAGUAAUCACUCCAAAAAAACAACUGCACUGACCAUUUAAGACCAUUUUGUAUACUGAUAAAAACUACAUGCUAAUUAAACUGUUAAAUGCUUGUGAUGUUAAAUUCAUUUUGUGUCAUUAAGAUGCUCUUCCAGAGAUAAGGAGAUUUUAAUCAUUGCCAAUUGUAAAUGAUUUUUAGCCAGUUUUUUAAUCUUUUCUAAACAGCAUCUGAGAUGUGUAUAUUUAAGGGUAAACCUAUGCUGCAAGAUAUAUUCAGCUUUUUUGGUGGUUUUAAAAUGUCUACAUUUAAAAAGUAUCUUUUUAAAAUAAAAACUUUAAAUGUGAAAA